AUGCCGAAAAAAAGUAAAGUUAAUAAGUUAGCGCGUAUGUCUGACGAAGAACGGGCAAGGUAUCUGCAGCAUAGAGCUGACGUAGAAGAAGAAGCGAGGAGGAGAAAACAUGAGUUAAUAGCCCGGUUUAUUAAAAAUAAAUUAGACAAAGAGGAAUCAUAUAGCAAAAUCAAUACAGCUAAGAUAAACCAAGAAUGGCGCUACAUACUCCGAAGAAUAAAAUGUCGGCAAAUGGAAACAGAUAUUCAGGGGAUGGCAGCCAGUUUCAAUUUCCUGAUGGAAAGGAAGAACCGACUCAUCGAAUCACUGACAAGGGCGAUCGAAGAUUCCGAUGAACAGCACAGGCGCGCUUUUCAGGCUCACACUGAAAAUUUGAGCUAUUUUCUAAGAAUAGGCACGCAGAGAUUAGACAAAUUACAAGCAGCCUAUGAGCACCAGAAAAACGAUUUCUUAGAAAUGUGGGAUAAGGAAGAGAUGGAAAUCACAGACAGCGAGGACAAAUCAGAAUUCAAGCUUAUGUUAAUAACCUUUAUACAAGAGAGAGACUUUAAAUCUUAUAAAAAUCAGAAAGACAUUGAAAGAGCGACCAUUAAGAACGACGCACGGUUGGAGCAUGAAGAAGAAAUGCGAAAUUUAUGCCGUCCAAUGCAAUUAGAAAUAGACUUAUAUUGGAGCAAAUUACGUGAUGUUUACAAUGGUUACUUGGAACAACACAAUCCAAUUAUGAGUCACUAUCUAUCUCUUCAGGAGAAAGACGAUUUCUACCAAAGGGAUAUAUUCAGGAAUGAGAUUCAAAUACAACAGGCCACGGAAAUACUUCUCUCUUUGCAAAAGGAAUGCUCUAGAACGACAAAUUCUCUGAGCUAUAAGUUGAAUCGGCUUAACAAACAUAAAGAGGAUUUAGCUAAGAAAUACUGGCAGAUGAAGAAAGAUAACAAGACGAAUAGACGUCGGGAGAGUGAUAUGCUAGAAAUUUUGGUGGAUGCUAGCACUGAUGCUAAAACGUAUCUAGAGAAGAUGCUUCAAAAGAUACAAAAAGUAAAUGUAAUGGCAAAAAUAUGCAGUAAAUAUGAAUAUGGUGAUGACACUCUCCUAGAAGGGAUUGAGAGUGAUGGAAUUUCAGAAGACUAUGAGAACCUUGACACUGCUAUGAUAGAAGAAUACAAGGAAUUUAGAAAAAUGGACAAGUUUCUGCUAAAAGUUAACAGGGCCAAGGUCCAAACAAUGUGCCUUAGAAGUGAAAAGGCUAAACUUGCCAAGGAAAAUAUACAACUGAAACAAUAUAUCAAGAAAUACCUCACUGAUUUGGCUUUAAAGGAUGGCAAGGAAAGGCCAGUAACUUCAAGACAUGCUGAUAAAGAAACUACUUAUGGGAAAGCAUUAAAUCGCCCCGUGACAUGUAUAGAAGGAGCUCUGUCAAAUGCUGUAUUACAUGAACAGAGGCUGAAACUAGAGAAGCAACGGCUCAAGGAAAUAGGUGGACUUAAGUCAUACCCUCGAGUCAAUUGUUGGUAGUGAGACCUAUCAUUUUAGAAACGAUUGCUUCUAAUCUUAAAAUAUGCAUUAUCUUAUUUAAGGCUACCUAUAUUUUGAUAUGUAUUUACAAAAAAGGAUGUGAUUUUAAUUAACAA
Messenger RNA from Pieris napi, 1631 nucleotides. RefSeq names its product dynein regulatory complex subunit 2. Bases 1 to 1515 code for a protein of 504 amino acids. Lineage: Eukaryota; Metazoa; Arthropoda; Insecta; Lepidoptera; Pieridae. Gene Ontology annotation, cellular component: axonemal dynein complex; axoneme. The transcript has 9 exons. Gene Ontology annotation, biological process: cilium-dependent cell motility; regulation of cilium movement; axonemal dynein complex assembly. The record is from RefSeq and is a predicted model, not a curated record.